Messenger RNA from Diaporthe batatas, 1368 nucleotides. RefSeq lists its product as uncharacterized. Bases 164 to 1366 code for a protein of 400 amino acids. The transcript is spliced from 2 exons. The record is from RefSeq and is a predicted model, not a curated record. NCBI's taxonomy places the organism in Eukaryota, Fungi, Ascomycota, Sordariomycetes, Diaporthales, Diaporthaceae.
GACGUGUCCGCCAACGCGGUCGGGACGCUCUUACUGCAUCUCUUUUCUUCCACACAACAUCACUAUGGGAAAACGUCGCACAUGAGCGCUCCCAGUUCAAAGGCCUCGCCUGCCAUCCAGUUCGUAAUCUGGCACACCAGCGGCCAAGCUGUGAUAGUCCGCCAUGAGUUCCUCGGACCUUAUUGAUGUGACGGCUCAGCCAGCCAUUGCAUCUUGGACCCACCCCUCCGGAGCUCGCCGGAGCCUCGAUGCCCUUCGUUUCCACAUCUAUCACGAUCCCUCGACCAAAACUGCAUUCUUCAAGCUACGGGCCACCGUGACGUUCAAAGCGACUGGUGGCAGACCUAAAAGGACAACGGCUGCCUGGCUCCACAUCGCACCCGAGAGAGUUGACACGGUUAUUCUGGAAGACGAGAACAAUGUCGACGAGGGUAUGAGCAGGAGACUUGGAGCGAACACCGUCUGUUGGCAUUUCAGGUUGAACCGACCGGGCACGUUAGUUCUUCCACCGGAUUACGACCUCAAAUCGAAGGGGCAUCAAUCGGAUGAUCCACUCGACGGUCUCUGGGGUCUCGCCCCGGCCACCGCCUUCUCCGUUUAUGCCUGCCUGCCCGCACGGACCGUUUCCAGGGGACGACUGAUGGCAUUGUGCGAUGCCGGGUCGCUAGGGAAUGAGACCGUUGGCACGACGGCCGACGCUGCAUCUACAGAUGCCAGGCUCGCCAGCAACAAGCACGCUGCUGACACAGCCAGUCUGUACGGCGGUAAAGGCGGGCAAAUUGUUGAACUUGACCGCCUCCAAACCCCAGGGCCUGCCGGCAACGGAGCAUCGCCGCCCCCUUAUUCAGACAUUGGACCGGGUCCGCCUUUCGUGGCGGAUGCUCCAACGGGGAAGAAGCGGAGAAGGGCCAGUUCAGGAGCCAGUGCUACUGAGUCUCGACAAGACGACAGCAAGGUCAUUGAAGACAAGAAGGCUUUCGCUCGGGCUCUGAAGGACGUCUUCAGGGCAGAAUUGAAGGCAGAGCUGAUGAGCGAGCUCAGGGCCGACUUGAAAGCCGAGCUCAAAGACGAAUUGAAAAAGGAGCUACUCAGCGAGGUAAUGCCGGAAAUAGAGAGGCGGAUCCUCGAUCGUGUCGAGGAGCGUCUGCUGGAACACUCGGAUGAUCUUGAAAAGCAGUUGUACGAUCUCAGGCAUGAGGUCGGUUCCACAGUCUAUUCCGAGGUUGAGGAUCAGACGUACAUGGCUCGCAAAGAGCUGGAAGAUUUUGUGCAUGAAGAAAUGCAAGAGGCCCAGAGACAGGUCGAGGAUAGAAUAGUAGAUAGAUUGGAAGGUGCCCACAUGAAUAUAAGAUUUAAUGAUCGUUAAGA